Molecule: messenger RNA, 4145 nt
Organism: Aspergillus pseudonomiae
Lineage: Eukaryota; Fungi; Ascomycota; Eurotiomycetes; Eurotiales; Aspergillaceae
Product: forkhead domain protein
Exons: 1
Coding region: 149-3457 (1102 amino acids)
Biological process (GO): regulation of ribosomal protein gene transcription by RNA polymerase II
Cellular component (GO): nucleus
Molecular function (GO): sequence-specific DNA binding; protein binding; DNA-binding transcription factor activity
Source: RefSeq, a predicted model, not a curated record
GAAGAAGAAAAAAGUAAAGAAAAAAAACGACCGGCUCCUCUUUUCUCCUGCCAGUUAGAUUGUCUCCUUCCAUGGCCUCACUUCACCGCCCAGCUUCUCUCAUCCCUCCAGCCCGUUGUCUUUCUUCAACCAGCAGCAGCCGCCGGUCAUGUCGUCGUCGCAGACCAUGACAGCGCCAGCGGUGGGCCAUCGACCGCCUGAUGCUGGUCCCAAUAUGUCGUCAAUCUAUGACUAUGGUCGUUCUCAACAGCCUGACGACCAUCGGUCUCCCUCCCCGCCCAGCGACUCCGCAAUCCGCGCUUUGAACGAUUCUGCCCCCGACCCCCCCGAUGCUCCUUCCAAUGGCCUGGCUUCUCCCUCCGGCAUGAUGCCUGUCAAGUCCGAGCCCAAUGAGAAUGCUUUUCCUCCUUCCGCUGUCGAACAAAGCUCGCAAACCGAUACCAGGCGUCAGUCCGCGGCCAGUGCGCUCUUGGCUCAACUGCUCGGCAACCAGUCGUCAAUGCCUUCCGACGGACCAGGGCCCUCUGCGGAACGCUCUGUACCUGCAGCGCAAGACACGAGCCAACACCAGGAUAUUGAUGAUGCGAUGAAUGGGCAGUGGUCGACCGACGUGCCUGCGGGAACCACGGCGAUGUCUUCAGACCCGACCGGGGGCCAAGACCAGAUCCCGGCCAACUCGAAUGAGUUGCCGGAGUCUCAGCAAGAACAGAAAAACUCCGACCAACCGCCGGAGGUACCAUUUUCGAACCCAGAGGAGGAUCUGAGCAUAUCAUUGAAACAUGCCGACCCCUCGGAAGGCCUCACGGACCCUCUACUCUUUUCGAAGUCGGGCCUAGACCAUUCCGACCUAUUUACGCCGUUUGAUAUCACUGGCGCUGCUAAGGACCCGUUUGAGGCAUUACAACAAAAUGAAAUGCUUACAGCUGCGUAUCUUUCCCAGAGCGCUGACCUGUCAGCUCUUGGAUACUCCGGAGGACAUCUACAGGACACCGGUUCGAUCGCGGGAUCAGAGCCUCGCAUCCAGGCUUUUGCAAAACUGGAAUUCGAUGAUGGCCAUUUCUACUGCAACACAUAUUCCUUUAUUCUCGGACGAGACGUACGGGCUGCCCGGGCCGCCCAUCAGCGCGAAUUGCAGGUCCGACAAGCCAUGAGACACUCCCGCGCGAAAAGUUCGAGUGGUGGGAAUACGUCGCAUACUCCCAUCCGAAUGAAACCUGAAGGCAGUGGCAUGAUAGGCAGCGUUGUCAGUGACCGCGGUGGAAUUAUGGGCUUUGAUCCCGAUGUUCCCCCCCAUCUUCCUUCCCGUAUAAGUCGACGAUCGUCCAAUUCUUCCCACGCCGAGUCGGGGGCUCCGAUGCAUGCGACACCGGCCCAGCUACAGUCGAAUACCACUGAUUACAAUGCUCUUGCUAUGGAAUCUUUGAAUGAUGAGGGUGGAGAUGCAAAACCGGUUGAUGCUUUGGCUUUACUUCCGUCCCCGGAUUCUUGUCCAACGAUCCCUAUUCACCCUCCUGCCACAACAGAUGGUAGUGCCGCCGGACACCGAGGUAUCUCACGGAAACAUGUAAAGAUCGCAUAUAAUUUUGAUAAGAAUCUCUUUGAGAUGGAAGUUAUGGGAAGAAAUGGUGCGUUCAUUGGUGCGGAUUGGUUAUCGCCGGGUCAGAUCAGGCCUCUACACAGCGGCGAUUAUAUCCAAAUUGGAGGUGUCCGAAUACGAUUUCUACUUCCAGAUGUACCAAUUGGUGAGACCGGUGCCGAUAGGGUCGAGGAACCCCACGUGGCAGAAGAAGAGAAUGCGCAAACUUCAGUCCCUGCAACGGAGAACGAUGAAGAUGAGAAACGCCGCAAAUCUGAAAGUACAGAGAACAAGGAUGCCCCGAAGACCACCAAGAUCGUUCUUAAGACUAGAGAACCUGAUUCGACUCGCCCGGUACCGUCCAUUGAAAGUUCUGCUGAUGGCCAACAACCUAUGCGUCGUAGAGGCCCGGGACGGCCACCAAAGGAUGGCAUUAUGUCGAAGCGUGAGCGGGCCGAGUUGGCCAGGGAACAAAAGUUAGCUGCAAAACGUGAGGCAAAUGGAGGUGUCACUCCUCCCCCUGCCAACCGGCCGAAGGCCGGAAAGACCACGACUACGGGUACUGUUCCCACUACACCCAAGGAGUCUAUGGGCGGAGAGUCCCCUGGAUCCAAACCUGAAAAGCGGAAGUACACCAAGAGGAAGAAGCCCGAUGGCACCCUUAUGGACUUCCCUCUCCCUUCUACAGAAGGUGGCCAGUUCCCUAUGGAUCAGCGCCCAGAGGACUUCAUCAAAGCCCCUCCGGUCAAGAAGCGCAAGCCCUCGCGUUCACCCUCGCCCAAUUACCCACCAGAAUCUGCGUAUACUCCGGAAGAUCUGGCCAAACCGCCCUACAAUUAUGCGGUUCUUAUCUUCGAUGCGCUGACCGAGGCUGGCACACCGAUGACGUUGAAGCAGAUCUACCGUGCGCUCAAGUUAAAGUAUCCUUAUUUCCGUUUCAAGUGUGAAACUGAAGGCUGGACGUCCAGUGUGCGACACAACCUCAACGGCAACAGCCAUCUCUUUAUGCAUGCUGAGAGAGAUGGCAAGGGAUGGUCAUGGCAACUACGUCCGGGAGCAUCAGUCGAAAAGGAGAAGAAGAGGCGUCCAUCGCCGCCGCCGCCAUCACAGCCGCCGCCGAUGCCUGCAGCUCCGCAGUACAUGCCUCCUAUGAACCCAGCGUACUCCAACCCGACGAAUGGGCAGCCAAACAUGGCGAACCCUCAUUUCCAGUUUCCAUCAAUACCAUCAAAUCCAUACCCUGCGCCUUCGCCUGCACCUGCUCCUACACCUGCACCUCAGCAAUCAAAUCCUUAUCCGCCACCAUCUCAACCCGCCGCCUCUACCCCUUUCCCCAUACCAAGUCCACUAAGGAACAACCUCCCCCCUGCUUUUGCUCAGACAGUGCCGUCCACAUACACUUCCCCAUAUGCCUCCGAUCCCCCUCCACAGCUGAUUCAAUAUCAGCAAUCGCAGCAACAACAGACCAUGCCGACACAGCCCCAGCAUCAUUCACCUUAUCCGCCAGCCAACCCUGCUCCGCCGCCACCUCCUCCCAUGCCAAUGAACCCGCCAUCUCAAAACCUUCCACCCAACCCAGGCCCACCCAUGCAACACCAGCCCAAUCUUGGUAUUGCCUCAGGCGAUCCCAGUUCCGGUCCUGUGGACACUUCCGAAACGUCUUCGUUCAAUGACCGGGCAAACAAGGCGAUUGAUGACUUCGAAGCGGUCCUCAUGGAGGAUUAUGAAGACAAGAACUAUAUUCGAGAGGUACUCAAGAGCGCCCGCGCCCGCGUCCUAGGAGAGGCCACGGAAAGCUCGUUUCCUGGUGGCGAGCCGAAGGACGAGGCAGUCAUUCUCGAUGCGCUUCGCGGCCUAGUCGGAGACUUGAAGGGUGAGUAGACCAGGAAAACGGCUCCAGAAAUCCUGCAUGGUUGCGCUUGAGACAUCAGGUUGCUCCACAGGAUUGCUUGGAUUGAAUGAGUUACGAUUUGGAAUUUCUUUCUUCUUAUGUUUACGAAGGUCUACAUUUGGCGAUUGGUCUGGUGUUGCAGGAGGUAUAAAAUUAUGGGACCCCAUGAUCGGUGACACAGCUGUCACCGAUCUCACGAGUAUGACAUUGUGUUUUCCUCCUUAGUGGUGUUUCCCUUUCUGUUAUUCUUUAUUUUUUUUUUUUUCGCUAUCUCGAUUUCUUUGUUCGAUGAUAUCCACUACGUUCUGGGCUUCUUUUGAUUCAUGUCGUGGCCCCGGAACCAUGAGAUUUACCGGGUAAAUUCUUUCCAUUGUCGUGGCAGGUGCAGGAGGCAAAACUAGGAGUUAGUUGCAUAGACAAAAGAUGAAUCUGGGCAUUACUGUCAGUCAAUGACAUUUUUUUCCCUUCACUUUUCCGUUGGUGAUUUGUCUUUCUGCAUUCUAGAUUCAGAGCCCGAAUUUCCCCUAGCUGCAGGUCAGUUUCUAGGGAAUCCAAAGCCUCUUAGGUCACGGGAGAAAUAGUUGUUGGAAACCGAAGAUAGCCGACUGGCUGGGGUGUAUAUCCAAUCCACACGAAGUAUACAACCAGGAAGUUGGGUGUUUAAGGCUCUAGAAUGUG